CCCAGGACCCUGCAUCCACUAUAUGUGGUCUCCCACAGUACACACUACACAGAAGUGCAAUUAUUUUAGUAAAUAUAAACUGCUAAAUACCUUUUAUCAUCAGCAGUUAGAGCAGUCUUGUGACUUCUAUCAGUGUCCAGCAGAGCACUGGUUAAAGCUUGUAGGAGGAGUUUUCAUUCAGCUCUAGGAGGAUGCAGGACCCCUGACCUCUGUCUGAACAGUGCUGAUUGGCCCUGUGCUGAUCACAUGCACUCUCCCAAGAAAAAAAAACCUCUCUAGCAAUACACACUAAACUGAGCAU
Molecule: messenger RNA, 301 nt
Organism: Staurois parvus
Lineage: Eukaryota; Metazoa; Chordata; Amphibia; Anura; Ranidae
Source: the annotation of a GenBank genome assembly